Molecule: messenger RNA, 537 nt
Organism: Clavispora lusitaniae ATCC 42720
Lineage: Eukaryota; Fungi; Ascomycota; Pichiomycetes; Serinales; Metschnikowiaceae
Source: RefSeq, a predicted model, not a curated record
AUGACGUUUUUCCUGCAACAGAGAAAUGUCGUUAUCGUCGCGUGCACACAAGCCCCCGGAUUUCGUGCAGAACGCAAUCCUCGCAGGAGUGACGCAUCUCGAGGGAAAACACCGCGCUGGCCAGGGGUAACGUGCCUGUGUGCAGUCUCGAAAAUCGUGUUUUUCCCUCAUUUUGGCGGCACAGACAUCGACGUCCCACCCGUACCUCCGCGCCUAAGGCUGUGUGGACGCGGAAAGAAAAAGAAAACUCGGGGCUGGUGCAAAAAAAAAAAAACCCUAUUAACCAUCCUGCACACAUGGCAGGCUUGGAUCUCUUGUGUCGUCGGAAAACCCGAAGGCAAAGACGUAAGAAGGUUAGCGGCCGAAUCUGUUGUGGUGCUUUGCGCCCGCGACAUUUUCUGCCAUGCUUUCUUCCGAAAACCUAGCACCCAUUUUCUCACGCAAUGUCUCCGGAAAAAUCUUUCAAGGCGGGCCGUAGGCUCUGCGUUUCUGUGCAGGAUAUAUGUCGUGUGUCCGGAAAUGGUUGAAUUUAGCUGA